Messenger RNA from Clavispora lusitaniae ATCC 42720, 744 nucleotides. The record is from RefSeq and is a predicted model, not a curated record. NCBI's taxonomy places the organism in Eukaryota, Fungi, Ascomycota, Pichiomycetes, Serinales, Metschnikowiaceae.
AUGAGUUUAUCCAAAAUGACUUUGAUGUUUUCAUGUCUGUUCUCCAUGACACUCAAGUCUUUCGAGGCUUCGUUAAUUUCAAGACUAACGACUGUUUCUGAAGAUGGCCAGCUUGCGAUACCAUACUUUUCUUUAAUUUGGUUUAUCUCCGCAAUAAUCGCCUGUCUGUCGGCUUCAGGAUUACUCUGGAAGGUCUUGGUUAAGCGGUCCAAAAGCUUCAAAUCUUCAAUUUGGGUUCACGGUCUUCUCAAACUCAGUUCUCCUUUGCAAGAAUUCUGUUAUCUUUUGCUUCUCCUCUUGUGCAACCUUCUCUUUGGCCAACUUCUCGUAAAGCGCAAACUGUUGACCCUUGUUGACCUUGAUCUCCGCAAUAGCAAAAUAUUUUCUGGAAGAGAUCUUUGGAAUCGACUCGAUUCUAACUAUAUCGCCCUCUUUGCACAAGUUGCCCUCAUCGUGGACAAGGUAAUCUUUUCUCUUGAUCACUUCCUUGUGAACCCUCGUGUCGUAAGCCUUUGUUUGAACUCUGACUUUCACAGUCUUGUUCAUUUUUCCUUGGGAUACGACCAACCCCACGAAGUUUUGUCUGGCCAUUUCGAAAACGGUGGUCCAAUAUCUGUUCUGGGAAGCGAAAACUACACUUGUGGUGCGCUUAGUCGGAAGAAAAAAAAUGAAAAAUUCGGUGUGUGCACACUCUGUCCAUAUCAGUAUGCCACUACUGACGAUACUAGAUACAAGGCAGAAUAG